AUGAGUGAGCUCAUAUGGGAUGAAACACAUACAAUAAACUCCCAGCAUACAUUUUGCUACUGUGGAAAAGACAGAAACCUUUUGGAAGUUGCUCUUCAGUGUCGACUCUGCAGGAACUGGUUUCAUGCUGAAUGUACGACAAUAACUAAUCCACCCGAUAUCUUGUUUGCAACCAAUUAUAUCUUUACAUGUCAUAACUGCCAUGAUAGCCAUAUUGAAACCUAUGAAAGGACAACAGCAGGCUGGAAAGAUAUUUGCUCUACGACCAUUGCCAAUCUGAUACUAGAAGAAAUACUCUGUCGCAUAGGCACUGAUAAUGAAGAGUUGUUUGAGAGUAAAAAUGCAGCAUUAAUGCAAGAAUGGCAUCCAGAACAGCAUUAUUUCAAUAAAAAGCAAAUUAUUCCUUAUGUAGACAAACAUUGGCUCAGUUUAUGCACAGAAAGAGCCAGGACAACUACAUGGUGGGCUACGUUAGGCAGCUGUCUUUAUUCCUCCAAAGAUGCAUUUGUGGCUCGUGAUGAAAAGCAAAGAUCAGCAGCUUCUGAUUUUCGGCUGGUAGAUGCCAAUCUUUGGCAUGUGAGACCUACAUAUCAGCAUGGAGCCAAAACACCUUUAGUCAUAGCACGUACACCUAAAGAAAAGCGCAAGGAACUAGAUUCAGAGGAUACAAAAUGGAGAUCAGCCACACCUAUUACACCUUCUCCUCCUCGAUCUUCUUCUCCAGUACCAUUUACACCCACAACUGUGCCUGCUGUGUUUCCUUCAGGCACAGCAAACACAGAUCACCCAUUCAAUCGAUUUGGUUUUAAAUAUAUUCCUUGUGAGCCAUCCAUUUUACAUCUUGUGGCCUACCAACAAGCAGAGAAUAGCCUAGGAGGAUGUACAAUCAGUAUUCCUGAUAAAAGUUCUUAUCUUUCUGUGACAAAGGAUGGAUUGACAGUAACGACCGAAAAAGGAUUUCGUAUGUGUAGAGCCAAUGUAGGCGUAAAAGAAGGGAGUUGGUUUUGGGAAGCAAGAAUUCAAGCAGCAGCAGGAUCAACAGAUUCAGAUGGUCCUCAUGUUCGAUUAGGCUGGGCAAGAAGAGAAGCGUGUCUUAAUGCACCAGUAGGAUAUGAUGGUUAUAGUUAUGGGUACCGCGAUAAAACAGGAGACAAAUUGUUUUGCUCAAGACCUGAAAAAUACGGUGAGCCUUUUCAAACGGGCGAUGUGAUAGGUCUUUACAUCUCACUUCCAUCUAAAAGCAAACAAAACUUCAAGAGUGCAUCGAGGAGACGUAUACCCAUUGCUUAUAAAGAACAUUUGUGGUUUGAAGAAAAGGAUUAUCGACCGAGCAAAGAAAUGGAAGCACUUGCGGACCCUUAUAGAAAAGAUAAAGAAAACGAUUAUGAGCCCAAGACUCUACCCGGAUCCUUUAUCACAGUCUAUAAGAAUGGGGUCAAUCAAGGCGUGAUGUUUACUGACUUGUUUGAUUUUGAAGACUUUGGCCGUUUACCAGAAACUAUCAUGGCGAAGCAUGCCAAAAAGAAGAGAAAGCACAAGAAAGAUGCUGCUGGUAGUUCAAACUUGCAUGAGUUUGAUACGGCAGGUCAUCAACAUUGGACGGAUGAUCCACCUGUAGAAGAUGAUGGUACUCUGGGUUAUUACCCUGCUGUUAGUGUCUUUAAAGGUGGUGUAGUUACAUGUAAUUUUGGGCCUCAAUUUCAAUAUCCACCUUUAGAUCAAAAGGAUAAUUGGAAGCCAUUUUGUCAAAGAUACAAUGACUACAUGGCAGAAGAAUGUGUAUGGGACUUGCUGGAUGAAGUUUCACGUUCAUUUAGGCAACAACAAAAAAAAGCUUCCAUAGCAUAG
This is a messenger RNA of Gilbertella persicaria, 1848 nucleotides long. RefSeq lists its product as uncharacterized. Gene Ontology annotation, cellular component: Set1C/COMPASS complex. The transcript is spliced from 5 exons. Lineage: Eukaryota; Fungi; Mucoromycota; Mucoromycetes; Mucorales; Choanephoraceae. The record is from RefSeq and is a predicted model, not a curated record. Bases 1 to 1848 code for a protein of 615 amino acids. Gene Ontology annotation, molecular function: protein binding; transcription cis-regulatory region binding.